AUGAUUUUCAUAACUUCAAAGUCUAGUCGUUGUUGUAUUCAAAAAUUUAGAGCCACAGUGCUGCGACAUACAAGGUCCAUCACCAUUAAUGCUGAUUUGCGUGCAAAACUUUGUGAAGCGGAAAACCAUCCCGUUAUUGUUAUUGGUGGAGGACAUGCGGGCUGUGAAGCAGCUACUGGAUCUGCAAGAUCUGGGGCCAAAACAACUUUGAUUACUCCCGAUAUAAGCAAGAUUGGGACGGCUUCGUGUAACCCAUCAAUGGGUGGUGUUGGGAAGGGAACCUUACUACGCGAGGUUGAUGCAUUGGAUGGAGUAAGUGCAAGAAUCACAGACAAGGCAGGGAUUCAUUUUCGAAUAUUGAAUGCUUCGAGAGGAGCUGCCGUCCAUGGCCCUCGUGCCCAAAUUGAUAGAAAGAUUUACUUGACUGAAAUGCAAAAGGAAAUACUCAAUUAUCAAAAUCUAUCCAUCGUGGAAAGUCAAGUGAAAGAUAUUAUAAUUGAACCAGAUAGCACCAAGGAUCAGUCUGGUAGAGAUCUCGGAACCGUUAGAGGUGUCAUUCUAGAUAACGGACAAAUCUUGAAAUGCGACAAGAUUGUCGUCACAACAGGUACCUUCUUGGGUGGCGAAAUCCAUAUCGGAUUAACUGCAUUUCCAGCUGGAAGAAUGGGCGAAAAGGCAACUUUUGGCUUAUCGGAUACUUUCCGUGGGGCAGGUUUCAAGUUGGGUCGUCUCAAGACAGGAACUCCGCCAAGAUUAUCAUCAAAGACAAUUGAUUAUACAAAUUUAUUAGAGCAACCAUCCGACGUGCCUCCCCAGCCAAUGUCAUUCAUGAAUGAUAAUGUCGCAUUAGAAAAUCAACUUGUUAAAUGUCAUCAAACUCAAACUACUCCGGAAUUUCAUAGCCUCGUGGCAAACAAUUUGGACAAGUCUAUUCACAUACGAGAAACAGUUAAAGGACCACGUUAUUGUCCAAGUAUUGAGUCGAAGGUCAUCAAGUUUCCACAAAAACAAUCGCAUAUUGUUUGGCUUGAACCCGAGGGCUUUGAUACAGAUUUGGUGUACCCGAAUGGGAUAUCAUGCACAAUGCCAGAAGAGAUUCAAGAACAACUUGUGAAAAUGAUGCCAGGCUGUGAAAAUGUUAAAAUGGUUCAACCAGGGUAUGGCGUUGAGUAUGAUUAUAUUGACCCACGAGAGCUCACCAAUACAUUGGAAACUAAAUUGGUCAAGGGUUUAUAUUUGGCAGGUCAGAUCAAUGGUACUACAGGGUACGAAGAGGCGGCUGCACAAGGGUGCAUUGCUGGUAUCAAUGCAGGCUUAUCAAGUCAAAAGAUGAAAGAAAUGAGGCUUCAGCGAUCAGAUGGGUACGUUGGAGUUUUGAUUGAUGACUUGAUUACCAAGGGAAUAGAGGAACCAUAUAGAAUGUUUACCUCGCGCUCGGAGUUUAGAGUGUCACUCAGAGCUGAUAAUGCAGACAAGCGCUUAACAGAGCUUGGAUAUAAAUUGGGUGUGGUUGGAGAAACUAGGUAUAGACAUUUUGCAAAUGAGAUGGAAAUAAUGCAAAACAUAAAGGACCACUUGCAAGGAUUAAGGCUUACUGGAGCAACAUGGCUGCCAGCAUUGAAUGGACAUAGAACAGACGUGAGACCAGAGAGCCGUGUUGAUGGAUGGAAACUAUUAUCGUAUAGUGGGGUAUCUAUUCUGGACCUUCUUCCGCACAUGUCCAAGUUUACAGGAGGUGAAGUUCCUUCAUAUUACAAGAACCUUUCAAACCGGUUGGUAACCAGAAUUGAUGUCGAGAGUGAUUACGAACCCUUUAUAUCCAAGGAACAGACACACUUGAAUGCCUAUAAAGCAGACGAAAACUUACUUUUGCCAACAAAUUUCAACUACACAAACACCGGCAACCUUAAGAUAUCGCAUGAAGCAUGUACUAUACUCAACACCAUUCAGCCUAGAACUAUUGGUCAGGCAAGACGCAUCCAAGGAAUCAAUCCAACAACUAUAUUUGAGUUGCUCAAGUUGGUGAGAGGGCCAAGGAAGGAAAGGGAGAGCGAUGCGCAAAUGAGUCCUAGCUGA
Messenger RNA from Lodderomyces elongisporus, 2076 nucleotides. It is a transcript of the gene MTO1, whose product is annotated as tRNA modification protein. Gene Ontology annotation, molecular function: flavin adenine dinucleotide binding. The record is from RefSeq and is a predicted model, not a curated record. The coding region runs from base 1 to 2076 and encodes 691 amino acids. Gene Ontology annotation, biological process: tRNA methylation; mitochondrial tRNA wobble uridine modification. NCBI's taxonomy places the organism in Eukaryota, Fungi, Ascomycota, Pichiomycetes, Serinales, Debaryomycetaceae. The transcript has a single exon. Gene Ontology annotation, cellular component: mitochondrion; cytosol.